Crotalus tigris (Tiger rattlesnake) is the source of this 1060-nucleotide messenger RNA. RefSeq names its product urocortin 3 (gene UCN3). The transcript has 2 exons. Gene Ontology annotation, biological process: digestion; hormone-mediated signaling pathway; cellular response to nutrient levels. The coding region runs from base 309 to 755 and encodes 148 amino acids. Gene Ontology annotation, molecular function: corticotropin-releasing hormone receptor 2 binding; hormone activity. Lineage: Eukaryota; Metazoa; Chordata; Lepidosauria; Squamata; Viperidae. The record is from RefSeq and is a predicted model, not a curated record. Gene Ontology annotation, cellular component: extracellular region.
UCUGAUUAGGAAAUAUCCAAAGGAGCAUCCUUGAAGUGGAUGAAGGGAGAUUUUUCCUAUCCCGAACCAGUUUCAAACCAAUUGCGAGCAAAACUUUGCUCCAGAAAUACUGGAGCUUCCUCGACAUCCGAAGACUUUUGCAACAGCAUCCGAAAUAAUUUUGGGAAACACAAUAGUUUACCUCUCUUAUUUCCCCCCCUAAGAUGUUUUUAGUCCCUUAAAUUCAUUCCAAGAAUCUAGUUCCAAAGUGGCAUUUUAUUCUAUGUUAUUAUUUUGAAGCAUACAUUAUUUUAAGGCUACGUGGUACCAUGCACCCCUCAAGACUUCUGCUCCUCCUGCUGGUUCUCUCCACCAUUAAGACCAGCUCGUCCUUCAACGCCGAGUCCAUCUUCAGCUGUCUCAACUCCGCUCUCUCCCAGGCCAAGAAGGACCUCAUGGGUGAGAACUCAGUCCUGGAGAAGAGGGCCUUCGUCAUCCCUCUGGAAGGGGAAGACUCCGACUCCUACGAGGACAUCCGGGCAGAGAAGGAGAAAAGGACUUUCCCGGCCGUCACGCGCUACGUCUCCCUCGGCCAGGCGAAAGGGAAGGUGUCCCACAACCAAGGCAAGAACGACCGGCGGGCUAAAUUUACUCUUUCCUUGGACGUCCCAACCAACCUCAUGAACAUCCUCUUCAACAUCGCCAAAGCAAAGAGCCUGAGAGCAAAGGCGGCCAGCAACGCUCAGCUGAUGGCCCACAUCGGCCGGAGGAAGUGAGGGAAGGGUCAGGAGAGGUGACCGGGGAGAAGGCCUCAACCCUACCUUCAGGUCUUCGGAGAUGGGACUGUCCAACGUCAAGCACAAGAGACGGUCUCUCUCCUCCGUCUCCCGAAGCUCCCCAACCGUCGUUCUCUUUCUUUCUCCCCUUGUCCUUCCCGUCUCUCUCUCUCGUCCUUCUUCUUGGUUUCGGCCCCCGAGGAACUUGAGCUAAGGGGAACUUCGGAUGCCGGUCAAAAAUGUGAAGGAGAAAAGGCUGCUGGCUUUUACGUGAUGCAGGUCCCCAUUAAAGCAAAUUCUCUUGA